AUGAAGCUUUCUUAUUCUCUCUUACUGCCAAUUCUUACCCUGGGCAAUGCCGUAACUGGAUCCGUGAUUGCUAGGCGAGAAUUGUGCGGGCAAUAUGAUUCCAAAGCUGCUGGACCGUACACCUUGUACACGAACCUCUGGGGCGAGAGUUCUGCUACAUCUGGAUGGCAGUGCUCUGCCGUUGACUACCAAAGCGGAAAUGAAGUCUCAUGGCACACUGUUUGGGACUGGGCAGGAACCUCGAAUGGCGUAAAGAGCUACUCGAACAUUGAGUUGAAAUUCAAUGAAAAGCAGUUUACUUCCAUAGAAAACAUCCCAACAACCUGGGUCUGGAGCUACACCGGUUCGAAUAUCGUCGCGGAUGUCUCCUAUGAUAUCUUUACUAGCGACUCUCCCAACGGAGCAGCGGCGUAUGAGAUUAUGAUCUGGCUCGGUGCGCUUGGCGGUGCUGGUCCCAUCUCUAGUACUGGGAGCCCGAUCGCAACAGUCAACAUUGCUGGCGCUACAUGGAAGCUUUACUACGGCAUCAAUACUACGUGGAAAGUCUUUAGCUUUGUCGCUGAAAGUGAACAGACGUCUUUCAAUGCGGAUCUUCUCGACUUUUUCAAAUAUCUGAUUCAACAUCAAGGCUACCCUUCUACUCAGUAUGUUGGUACUAUUGCAGCCGGAACUGAGCCCUUCGUUGGAUCUGGACAGUUAACAACUACCGAGUAUCUACUCUCGGUCAACUGA
Molecule: messenger RNA, 732 nt
Organism: Talaromyces proteolyticus
Lineage: Eukaryota; Fungi; Ascomycota; Eurotiomycetes; Eurotiales; Trichocomaceae
Product: putative endoglucanase
Exons: 2
Coding region: 1-732 (243 amino acids)
Biological process (GO): polysaccharide catabolic process
Molecular function (GO): cellulase activity
Source: RefSeq, a predicted model, not a curated record